Messenger RNA from Darwinula stevensoni, 1245 nucleotides. NCBI's taxonomy places the organism in Eukaryota, Metazoa, Arthropoda, Ostracoda, Podocopida, Darwinulidae. The record is from the annotation of a GenBank genome assembly.
AUGAAGCGAAAAGAGAAAGAAGAGAAAGAGAAGAAAGAAAAGGAAGAGAAAGAGAAGAAAGAAAAAGACAAGAUAGAGAAAGUGAAGAAAGAGCUUGAGAAAAAGAAGAAAGAGGAAGAAGAGAGGAAAGCUUUGGAAGAGAAGGAACGGAAAGAGAAGGAAGAAAAAGAGAAGAAAGAGAAAGAAGAGAAAGAGAAGAAAGAAAAAGACAAGAAAGAGAAAGAGAAGAAAGAGCUUGAGAAAAAGAAGCAAGAGGAAGAAGAGAGGAAAGCUUUGGAAGAGAAGGAACGAAAAGAGAAGAAGCGAAAAGAGAAAGAAGAGAAAGAGAAGAAAGAAAAGGAAGAGAAAGAGAAGAAAGACAAAGACAAGAAAGAGAAAGAGAAGAAAGAGCUUGAGAAAAAGAAGAAAGAGGAAGAAGAGAGGAAAGCUUUGGAAGAGACGGUACGGAAAGAGAAAGAAAAGGAAGAUAUGGAAGGGAAGACAAGAAAAAGAAGGGAAGAGGAGAAAAUCUUGGAGGAGCAAAAAAAGAAAAAGGAGACUGAUAAGGCUGAAGGUGAUAAACAUGAGGCAUCAUAUAAGAAGAGGAAGUUGUCCAAGAAGAAGGAUCGGCAAGAGGGGGAGAAACCCCGGGUGGACGAAGAUAUAGUAGGGUAUCAAAGGGAACCUCAAGGGAGUGUUGCUGAGGACGCUGAAGCCAAAGAAGCACUCAGCGAGACGUCAGAUGCUGAUAUGUCUCAGGCUAUCUUAGAGGACGUAAAACAUGCUUCCAAGAGGGGCAAACAUGGACGACUAUCGACAGCUGGGUAUGAAGAUGGUAACAGGGCCGCGCUAAAGAAGACAUCAGUCAUCGAAAAAAGUGAUGUAGAUCCGGGCCAGAAGGUAACUACAAAGAGAGCUCAGAAGAAAACGGCGGCAAUGAAAGAAAGUAAAUCCCUAGGGGAUGGCAGCGAUACCUCAUCUUCCGAUGAUAAGUCUUCUGCAUCCCAAUUGUCGCGGAAAGAGGACGUAGAAGGUGAAUCUGUUCAUCCCGGUUCGUUGCGAUCAUUGUCGAAAAGGGCAUCGAUGAGCAAGGAUACGACAGAGGCACUUACCAAAUCGGAGAGGGGCGAAAAAUUGGCUACUGUGGAUAUCGCAGGGAGGAGCUUCGAGCAGGUGCCGUUCUCCCCCACGGACACCUCCAUCUUGGCCAACGAAGGCUCUCCUCAGGUGAGAAGGAUUGUUUCUCUCUCAACUUCAAAGAUCUAA